UAACGUCAGUUCGAACGACACGUACUCCAUAAAGCGAAUCUUUUGCCAAGAUCAAGAUCACUCCUACACCAAGAAGUGGACUAUUUACUCUCUGGGCAAGGCUAGGUAGAUACGCUAUGCAAUGACGAUAAAAUUGGUCGGGAGCUGGGAGGGACUACAUAAGACGUGCACCCAGGUGCAAGCAGGAAACCGAAAAUUCUUCGCUUUCUCAAUUUCGAUUGUAGCUCAAAUUCGUCGAAAUGGCUUCCCUGACAUUCCUCCUAGGUCUAUCCGCGGCCGUCACUCUUGCAGUGGGCCAAGAUUGUACAGCAGGCAAUGCUGUCAACUACAAUUUAAGAGAGGUCGGACAGCGCAACACGCUGGACUGGCGCAUGUGGUUGCAACGAGACAACACACCCAUCUCGUUCUGGCACGAUGUUCCUUUAUGGCCUAAUGAGACCAACAGGCGCGUGGUGAACAUGGUCGUCGAGAUCCCACGUUGGGUUGAUGGCAAGAUCGAAAUCAGUAGGGAUGAACCUCUAAAUCCAAUCUUUCAUGACAGUCGAAAUGACGCACCACGAUACGUGGAAAGUGUCUGGCCACACAAGUCCUAUCCGUUUCUCUACGGCUCCAUUCCACAGACCUGGGAAAGCCCUAACUUCAACCACUCUUUUACCGGGGAGCCUGGUGACAAUGACCCUGUUGACAUCUUUGACAUUGGUCAAGAUGCCGGUUACGUCGGCCAAAUCAAGCAGGCAAAGAUUCUUGGUGGUCUGGCAUUGAAUGAUGGUGGUGAAACCGACUGGAAGAUCAUCGCUGUGGAUGUCAACGAUCCUUUGGCUCCGUUGGUGAACUCAUAUGAGGACGUUGAAACGUAUAGGCCCGGCUUGCUGAAAGCUUACCGUGACUGGUUCACUUACUACAAGGUCGCCCGUGGAGACGGCCUGAUCGAAAUUGUUGAAGAUAACUACCAAAACGCCUCUUUCAUCCAGACGAUCCUUGAAGACAGCCACGACACCUGGCUUGAGCUGAUCAGGGGCGAGGUCGACUCCAACGAGAUCAACUAUAACCAGACAACCCGUCCAGGCGCAGGAGGUAGCUACGUUAACGCUUCUUCCACUGUCGAAGCAUUCGACAUCCCUCGAAGCAACACCAGUCAGCCUGCCGCGCAGAAGCCAGCGAGAUUUGAGGAGUGGUAUUACCUCAAUUGGGAUUUCAGCUUGGCCGAACUCCCAACUAGCAACGGCACCUGUUAG
Exophiala xenobiotica is the source of this 1235-nucleotide messenger RNA. RefSeq lists its product as uncharacterized. NCBI's taxonomy places the organism in Eukaryota, Fungi, Ascomycota, Eurotiomycetes, Chaetothyriales, Herpotrichiellaceae. Gene Ontology annotation, biological process: phosphate-containing compound metabolic process. The record is from RefSeq and is a predicted model, not a curated record. Gene Ontology annotation, cellular component: cytoplasm; nucleus. The transcript is spliced from 7 exons. Bases 240 to 1235 code for a protein of 331 amino acids. Gene Ontology annotation, molecular function: inorganic diphosphate phosphatase activity; magnesium ion binding.